AUGUUUUUACUGCUGUGUUUUACAAACUUUUUCGUUUGGUGUAUAGCUGAAAAACAAAAUUUUGUUUUAAUAAUUGUCGAUGAUUUAAGGACUGCCUUAGGAUGUUACGGUGAUGUAAAUGCUUAUACACCGAAUAUAGAUCGUUUAGCGGGAGGAGCUGCCAUUUUUUCUGAAGCAUUUGCUCAGCAAGCUUUGUGUGCACCGAGCAGGAAUUCAUUUUUAACAAGUAGGAGACCCGAUACACUUCACCUUUAUGAUUUCUAUAGUUACUGGAGAAAAGAUGUUGCUAACUUUACAACAUUACCCCAACAUCUUAAGAAUAAUGGUUAUAUUACAAAAUCAGUAGGAAAAGUUUUUCACCCAGGAACUAGUUCAAACCAUUCUGAUGAUAGCCCUUACUCAUGGUCAGAAACACCUUUUCAUCCAUUUACAGAAAGAUAUAAAAAUGCUCCAGUAUGCCAAACAAAUAUACGAAUUUCACCUGCACAAAAUCUUGUGUGCCCUGUUAAAGUUUUAUCAAUGCCAAAUAAAACAUUACCAGAUAUAGAAAUAUUAAGAGAAGCUAAAUAUUUUUUAUCUAAUCAAGCAGGCAAUACUAAUCCUUUCUUUUUAGCAGUUGGUUUUCAGAAACCACAUAUACCAUUUAAAUAUCCUGAAAAAUAUUUAAAAUUCCAUCCUUUGUAUAAAUUUAAAGUACCCAAGCCAUAUAAAUGGUUAAAAAAUGUUAGUAGCAUAGCUUAUAAUCCAUGGAAUGAUUUGAGAAGAAGGGAAGAUGUUGCAUCAUUAAAUCUUGAAUUUCCAUGGGAAAAGAUACCCAAAAAUUUUGCCAGAUUGAUCAUUCAAUCUUAUUAUGCUUCAGUAACAUAUAUUGAUGACUUAAUUGGCAAAUUGAUAAAUCAACUGGAAAUGUCAUCAAUAUGGCUAAAUACUACUGUAAUAUUAAUGUCUGAUCAUGGAUGGUCAUUAGGAGAGCAUACAUUAUGGGCAAAAUAUAAUAAUUAUGAUGUUACUUUAAGAGUACCAUUGAUAAUUUCAAUACCAGGACUUACAUUUGAAAGGCCAACAGAAAAUACAAAGAAUUCACGAAAAAAUGAUAGAUUGAAUUUAUCAAAUAAUCACAUAAUUAUAGAUUCAAUAGUAGAAUUAGUUGAUAUUUUUCCAACUAUGGCAGACUUGGCAAAUAUUACAAUACCUGUUUGUUCAAAUAAAAAUGCUCAUAUAGAAACUACUUGCAGUGAAGGAAUUACUCUUCUGCCACUUAUUAGAGCUGCUUUAAAAAAAGAGUCAUUACUGUGGAAAAACGCAGCAUUUGGGCAAUAUCCCAGGCCAAGCAUUGAACCUUCAAUGCAUCCAAAUAGUGAUGAACCACGUUUAAAUGAAAUUAAAGCGAUGGGAUAUACGCUAAGAACAAACAGAUAUCGUUAUACGGCUUGGCUACCAUUUAAUUCUGAAACUAAAAUAGCAGAUUGGAAUCAUAUCAUUGCUGAAGAGUUGUAUGAUUACAAUACUGACAAAGGUGAAAAUCGUAACGUAGCAUUUUUGGAAAAAUACACUAAAUUAAAAAAAAAAUUAAAGAUUUUACUGCAAUGUGGUUCAAGAAACGUUUUAUCACAUAAGUUUAAUCUUUAA
Habropoda laboriosa is the source of this 1629-nucleotide messenger RNA. RefSeq names its product iduronate 2-sulfatase (gene Ids). The transcript is spliced from 8 exons. The record is from RefSeq and is a predicted model, not a curated record. Lineage: Eukaryota; Metazoa; Arthropoda; Insecta; Hymenoptera; Apidae. The coding region runs from base 1 to 1629 and encodes 542 amino acids. Gene Ontology annotation, molecular function: iduronate-2-sulfatase activity.